AUGAAGCUCAAAGCCACUCUACACGCCCGCAUACCAGGCAUCCACUGGAGUCCGCACGACCUCGUAUCUCCAGAACCCUCGUCAUCAUCCUCCAAACCCAAAUCGCGAAUGCCCUUUUCGUUAAAGUCAUCCGCACCCGAUCCCGCAACUACUAUCCGCCCCCGCAAAUCCAGACUAGGCCCGACGACAACCUUCGAACCCAACGCCGGGCUCGACGCGCGCACACUGGCGCAGGGCCAAUCGCUGUUUUUCGCCCGCUUGCCAAUUGAGCUGCGCAGAAUGGUGUACGAGUUCGUCAUGGGCGAGCAAGUAGUGCACCUGACGCUGAGCCAGAAGCGGCGGUUCGGCCAUUGCAUCUGCCAGUGCGAAACCGACGGUCCUCGUAAAGGAAAGCAACAAUGCAGCUGUCGCGUGCUCGUCGGGGGCAAAAAGGGAGCGCGAUUAGAUGGCGGCGGAGCAGCACUGGUGCGAACCUGUAGACGCAUAUACGCGGAAGCAAUCCCUCAUCUCUACCGUACACAUACCUUUUCCCUCUUACACAUCACGCACCUGCUCUACCUCCCUUCUUCCGUGCCCCAACUCCGCCUCAACACGAUUCGCACCCUGCAUCUCCGCUGGGCCAUCCGCGCGCUGCCAUACCUCCGGCGCGGCCCCUCGAGCCGCGUUGCGUAUCGCGAGGACACGGCGAAUUGGGAGAGGGGCUGGGCCAUUAUAGCGGGCAUGCAGGGCCUGAGGGAGUUGUACGUCGUGCUGAUUGAUCCGAGUCCGCAGGGGCUGUGGGAGAGGAACUGGUUGCAGCUUGAGGAUGUGCUGCUCGAGAGUGUGAGGGGUGUCACGAGGCCCAGGGAUGCCGUGGUCGUGAUGCCGUAUCAGAGUUGUGGGGUGGAUUGGGAUAUGGGGGAUGGAUGUGUGAGGUUGGUGAGACCAGAGGAUGGGGGUGCGGAGGAGGAUGACAAGGGAGACGUGUAG
Molecule: messenger RNA, 969 nt
Organism: Bipolaris maydis ATCC 48331
Lineage: Eukaryota; Fungi; Ascomycota; Dothideomycetes; Pleosporales; Pleosporaceae
Source: RefSeq, a predicted model, not a curated record